CAGCUGACUAACCAAUACCAUGCAGCCAAACAACAGCCGAGGAGAAAGAAAACCGAACCCUCCUCACUUUUCUUCUUAAAACUACCACUCCUUAACCACGCGCUACCUCAAGCGCGUGUAAUCUCAUUCACCUAUAUACUCACCCUUUUCUCUAUCGAAAUCACAAACAACAACAUAAACAACAUAAACUAAGAACAACAACCACCGAAUUUGUGUUGUGUUCGUGUUUGUGUUGUUUAAGAUUUCAGAUUCAUAACCUUAAAAACCCUUUGAUUCAUUCCUCAUUUUCUUUUAGUUUUUGAUGGCAAUUCAGAUGAUGCUUCAAGUAGUGCAGAAUUCCUUCAUAAGUUUCUAAAAUCCGAGGAACUUCUUCGAACCUGCUUUGAUAAAUAAGGACAAAAAGAACGUUUCUUCAAAAAAGCAGGAUGACUGUAAAGAAACAGGACUCGAAAAAAGUUUCUGGCAUCAGCAACCAAUGUUCAAGGAAGCAACAUCGCAAGGGAGAAAACCCUAUUCGAUUUGUACCAGCUGCUGACCCUCCUCUUGAUAAUGGACAUACAAACUCGUGGAUCUGCAAAAACUCCGCUUGCAGGGCAGUUUUAUCCAAAGAGGACACAUUCUGUAGACGGUGCUCAUGCUGUAUUUGUCAUCUUUUCGAUGACAACAAGGAUCCUAGUCUUUGGUUGGUAUGCAGUGAAUCUUCUCAAGGGGACUCAUGCGGGUUAUCUUGCCAUAUCGAGUGUGCUCUUCAACAUGAGAAAGUUGGAGUUGUUGAUCAUGGACAACUUAUGCAACUGGAUGGUGGUUAUUGUUGUGCCUCCUGCGGUAAAGUGACCGGCAUACUUGGAUGCUGGAAGAAGCAGCUUAAUAUAGCAAAAGAUGCUCGGCGUGUGGAUGUACUAUGUUACAGGAUAUAUUUGAGUUACAGGCUUCUGAAUGGUACUUUAAGAUUUAAAGAAUUGCAUGACAUGGUACAAGAGGCAAAGGCUAAACUCGAGGAAGUCGGUCCAGUUGACGGUGUUUCUUCCAAGAUGGUACGAGGCAUUGUCAGUAGACUCCCUAUUGCUAGUGAUGUGCAGAAACUAUGUUCUCUUGCUAUCGAGAAGGCUGAUGAGUUGUUGGCCACUGAUGACAAUCCUGAAUCCAAAGAGGGCUCACUUCCUGCGGCAUGUAAGUUUGUGUUUGAAGAGGUAACAGAUUCCUCGGUCAAAAUCAUUCUACUUGAAAUGCCAAAUGUAGCUUCUGAGGACAUUAAGGGAUACAAGCUCUGGUAUUACAAGACUAGGGGGGAGUCAUACACAGAAGAACCUGUUUGUGAGUUUCCAAAAGAUCAGAGGAGGAUUUUGAUAUCCAAUCUUCAGGCUUGCACAGAAUAUACUUUUCGGAUUGUAUCUCAUACAGAUAAUGGUGACCUCGGUCAUUCUGAGGCUAAGUGUUUCACCAAAAGCGUUGAGAUAUUUGUAAAGAAACCGACUUCAUCAAUUGACAUGAAUACUAAAAUGGAGGAUACUCAAAGUGGAGGAGGCAAUGAAUCGGGCUCCAAACUGGAGAUUGAUCCCACAAUGACAUACUCCGGAUUCAAGGUUCGAGACCUUGGAAAGAUUUUGCACCUAGCUUGGGCUCAAGAACAAGGUUGCUUUGAGGGGUUCUGCCGUGCCGAUAUUAAAAAUUGCUGUGAUCAAAGUGAAAAGAUAAAAAACCCUAUCAACCUGGAAGAGCAGUCGGCGCGGCCUUCGGUUUCUCGAGACCUUGAUCUGAAUGUUGUUUCUAUGCCUGACUUGAACGAAGAACUCACUCCUCCUUUCGAGUCUUCUCGUGAUGAAGACAAUGGUUGCACUUUGCGGCAGGCUGUUGAGGCAGAUGAUGAUGCAGCCUCUCUUGAUUUAGAGAAAAACCUAGCAAGGCCACACGGUAGUGGUGGUUCCGAAACCUGGAACCACAGACCAACUGGAGAAGUUCCGGCUGUUGACUCGCGUGUAGUCGUAGAAGCAAGUAGGAAAAGGGUAGCAAGCACAAAUGAAGAAACACAUGACUGUGACAGCACUUUAAUCAACGGUUCUCCUUUACAUGUAUCUGAUGGUUCGUUCUCCUUAGACGAGAACUUUGAGUAUUGUGUUAAAGUAAUUCGUUGGCUAGAAUGUCAGGGUCAUAUCAACAAAGAGUUUAGGCUUAAAUUGCUUACAUGGUUUAGUUUGAGGUCGACCGAACAAGAACGUAGGGUGGUUAAUACUUUCAUUCAGACAUUGAUUGAUGAUCCGAGUAGUUUGGCAGGCCAACUAGUUGACUCAUUUUCUGAUAUUGUAUCCAACAAGAGGCCAAGAAAUGGAUUCAGUAACAAGGCUGUGGCAUUAAAUUAAGAAGGGCGUGUUUGGAAUCAUAAUCAUGUUGCAGAAGAUAUUUUUUGCCUUUCAUUGUACAGGCAUUUUUUAUUACUCAUUGUGAUUCAUUAUUAUUAGGACAAGUUAAUUGUCCUGCUAAAAUUGGAUUUGCAUUGAUAUGGCUGCAGAGACAGUGAAUCAUUUUUCCUUUGAAGGGGAGGGAGGAUCUUUGGACUUGAAGAUUUAGAAGGCAUUUUUCUAUUUACCAAAUUAUUGCAAUUUAUUUUUUCAAUUAUGAUAUUAAAUCAUGGAAGAUAUUAAUUUACUAGUGUUGAACUUUUUAUUGUUUUCUUUCAUUUGACAAGGAAGAUAAUAUUUUCGCUUAUUGUAUUCA
Molecule: messenger RNA, 2712 nt
Organism: Trifolium pratense (red clover)
Lineage: Eukaryota; Viridiplantae; Streptophyta; Magnoliopsida; Fabales; Fabaceae
Product: VIN3-like protein 1
Biological process (GO): epigenetic regulation of gene expression; vernalization response
Molecular function (GO): protein binding
Source: RefSeq, a predicted model, not a curated record